Messenger RNA from Penicillium alfredii, 2946 nucleotides. Its product is annotated as U5 snRNP component Snu114, putative. Gene Ontology annotation, cellular component: U2-type catalytic step 2 spliceosome; U4/U6 x U5 tri-snRNP complex; cytosol. The transcript has 4 exons. The coding region runs from base 1 to 2946 and encodes 981 amino acids. The record is from RefSeq and is a predicted model, not a curated record. Gene Ontology annotation, molecular function: GTP binding; GTPase activity; U5 snRNA binding. NCBI's taxonomy places the organism in Eukaryota, Fungi, Ascomycota, Eurotiomycetes, Eurotiales, Aspergillaceae. Gene Ontology annotation, biological process: mRNA splicing, via spliceosome.
AUGGACGAUCUUUAUGACGAGUUUGGUAAUUACAUCGGCGAAGCCGAAUCGGACGAGGAGCAACAUGAAGACGUCCAACCGCAGGCCUUCAAAUUCGACGAGGCCUUUGACGAUGAGGACGAUGAGGCCAAUGACCAGUUAAUGGAGGUCGAUGAGGGCCCUUCGAAUGCUGUCGUCCUGCAUGAAGACAAGCAGUAUUAUCCCAGCGCGCAACAAGUAUACGGUGCCGACGUCGAGACCCUGGUCCAAGAGGAGGAUGCGCAGCCUCUGUCAGAACCGAUCAUUGCCCCCGUCCAGCAAAAAAAAUUCGCGAUCGCAGAGACAGAGCUUCCACCCGUUCAUUUCUCGCGGGAAUUCAUGACCGAUCUCCUCAACUUUCCCGAGCAAAUUAGAAAUAUCGCGGUCGUGGGCCAUUUGCACCAUGGGAAGACAGCCUUGAUGGAUAUGUUGGUGAAAGAGACACAUGACCUUACUGAACGACUAGAGAGACGCACCGGCCGGCGACGCGAAGAGCAGCUUCGGUACACCGACGUCCAUUUCCUGGAGAGAGAACGAGGCCUCUCGAUCAAGUCGGCGCCGAUGAGUCUGGUUCUACAAGGGACCAAGGGAAAAUCUCAUCUUCUGAACAUCCUUGACACCCCCGGGCAUGUGAACUUUGUCGAUGAAGUGGCCACGUCCAUCCGCCUAGCUGAUGGCGUCGUGCUCGUUGUAGACGUCGUGGAGGGAGUCCAGGCCAAUACUGAACAGAUCAUCAAGCACGCUGUCUUGGAGGACAUUCCCUUGACAUUGGUCGUUAACAAGAUGGAUCGCCUCAUUCUCGAGCUGAAGCUGCCACCAAACGAUGCCUACUUCAAGCUGAAGCAUGUGAUUGAAGAAAUCAACACUGUGAUUGAGAAUGUUGUUCCGGGGCAAGGGGAGCGACGGCGCCUGAGUCCCGAAAAGGGCAAUAUCGCCUUUGCUUCCAGCUCGAUGAACUGGUGCUUUACUUUGCAGUCCUUCGCCCGGAUGUAUGCGGACACCUACCCGCGAUUGGACUCGACUGAGUUUGCCGCGCGCUUAUGGGGAGAUAUCUUCUACAACCCGAGGAGCCGAAAAUUCACUCGCAAGGGAGUGGAGGAGAGUUCUAAACGGGCAUUCGUGAAGUUUGUCCUAGAGCCGAUCUACAAGCUUUACUCCCACACCAUCAGCGAAAGCCCCGAAGAUCUCAAGGAGACCCUAGCAAGCGUGGGCGUCACGCUCAAGCCGUCUCAGCUGAAGUCGGAUGCAAAGGAAUUGCUGAACCUGGUUUGUGAACAAUUCUUUGGUCCUGCCACUGGGUUCGUGGAUAUGGUUGUGCAGCACGUCCCUUCGCCGGUGGAGGGUUCUCAAAGAGCGUUAGAGCGGUAUUACACCGGUCCAUUGGAUACCAAGGUCGCGGCAUCCAUGACAACCUGCGAUCAGGAUGGCCCCCUUGUUGUCCAUGUCACCAAACUCUACAGCAGCACCGACGCGGCGAGCUUCUACUCUUUUGGUCGGAUCAUGAGCGGGACGGCUCGGCCUGGUCAGCAAGUCCGUGUGCUAGGGGAGGGAUAUACCCCAGAGGACGAAGAGGACAUGGUUGUCGCCACUAUUUCAGACACGUGGAUUGCGGAGACAGGUUAUAAUAUCUCUACCAGCGGCAUUCCCGCUGGAAACUGGGUUCUCUUGGGUGGCGUGGACAAUUCCAUCGUCAAAACAGCUACUCUCAUGCCUCUCAGGCUGGAAGAUGACGAGGAGGCGCAUAUCUUCCGACCCAUUCGACAUAUGACCGAAUCCGUGUUCAAGGUUGCAGUUGAGCCGGUCAAUCCAUCGGAAUUGCCCAAAAUGCUAGACGGGCUCCGCAAGAUCAACAAGAGCUAUCCUCUCAUUUCCACCAAGGUCGAGGAGUCGGGGGAGCAUGUGGUUUUGGGGACCGGAGAGCUCUACAUGGACUGCGUGCUCCAUGAUCUUCGCAAGCUCUACUCUGAAAUGGAAAUCAAGGUCUCGGACCCCGUCACGCGUUUUUGCGAGACCGUGGUCGAAACCUCGGCUAUCAUGUGCUACUCCAUCACGCCCAACAAAAAGAACAAGGUCACCAUGAUUGCCGAGCCGCUGGAUGACGGAAUUGCAGAGGACAUCGAGGGCGGCAAAGUCAGCAUCAAGGAUCCCAUCCGGAAAGUGGCCCGGUACUUUGAAGAUUAUUAUGACUGGGACAAGCUGGCGGCCCGAAGCAUCUGGGCAUUUGGACCCGAUGAGAUGGGCCCGAAUAUCCUUCAGGAUGACACUUUGCCAUCACAGGUAGACAAGAAGCUUCUCAGUACCGCAAGGGACUCGAUCACCCAGGGGUUCAGUUGGGGCACGAGGGAAGGUCCUCUUUGUGAAGAACCAAUUCGAAACACCAAGUUCCGGCUCACCGACGUGUCUCUGGCCGACCAAGCGAUCUACCGGGGCGGGGGUCAAAUCAUCCCAACCGCUCGCCGGGCUGUGUACUCAUCGUUCCUCAUGGCAUCUCCCCGGCUCAUGGAACCGAUCUAUUCCUGUACGAUGACGGGCCCCGCAGACGCGGUUGCGUCAGUCUACACUGUUCUCUCCCGCCGACGGGGCCAUGUCCUGUCCGACGGGCCCAUCGCAGGGACACCCCUCUAUUCCGUCCGUGGUUUAAUUCCCGUGAUCGACUCCUUCGGCUUUGAGACUGAUCUUCGGAUCCACACCCAAGGUCAAGCCAUGGUCAAUCUUGCUUUUGACAAGUGGAGCGUGGUCCCUGGCGACCCUCUCGACCGAGAUGUUAAACUGAAACCCCUGGAAAUGGCGCCCGCCAUGGCUACCGCGCGAGACUUUGUCUUGAAAACGAGGCGACGGAAGGGUCUCGCGGAAGACGUUACGGUGAGCAAGUUCCUGGAGCCGGAGCUGUGGAAGGGUCUCAAGGAGAGCGGCGUUUUGGAUUCAUAA